AAGUUUGGAAGUCACAUGAUGGUUACAUCACAUGAUCAAAAAAGAAGAUGGAGGUUCAGUUGAGUUGUUUCGUUUCAGUUUGCUUUUUAUUUUCACUCUCUGAUGCAUCUCAGCAGCCAAAUAUUGUCGUUAUGUUAAUGGACGACAUGGGAUGGGGAGACUUGGGAGUGUAUGGUCAACCAGCAAAGGAGACGCCAAAUCUGGAUAAAAUGGCUGCCAACGGUGUUCUAAUGCCUGACUUUUACUCAGGAAAUCCCCUCUGCUCGCCUUCCAGAGCAUCAUUACUAACAGGAAGACUUCCAAUUCGUAAUGGUUUCUAUACCACAAAUGCUCACGCCAGAAAUGGAUACACUCCACAAAUUAUUGUUGGAGGGAUUCAAGAUUCAGAGGUGUUGUUGCCUGAACUCCUGCAUACAAAGGGAUACAGGAGCAAGAUAAUUGGUAAAUGGCAUUUAGGGCACCAACCACAGUUUUUACCUUUAAAGCAUGGGUUUGAUGAAUUCUUUGGGUCAUCAAAUUGCCACUUUGGACCAUAUGACAAUGUGAAAACACCAAACAUUCCUGUGUUCCGUGAUGGAGCCAUGAUUGGCAGGUAUUAUGAAGAAUUUAAAAUCGAAAAAGGUGUUUCGAACUUGACUCAAAUAUUUAUUGAGGAAGGUUUAGAUUUCAUUGUAAAGGAACACAUUGCAGGAAGACCUUUCUUCUUAUACUGGGCCCCCGAUGCAACGCAUACUCCACUUUAUGCAUCCAAGGAGUUUCAAGGCACAAGCCAGCGUGGACUAUACGGUGAUGCUGUGCGAGAACUUGAUUCUGGUGUUGGUAGAAUUCUCACUAAACUGAAGGAUCUGAAAAUUGAAAACAACACUUUUGUUCUGUUUACAUCUGAUAAUGGCGCUGCCAUCGUUUCACGGACGGCUGGUGGCAGUAAUGGUCCAUUCCUCUGUGGAAAGGAAACCACAUAUGAAGGUGGUAUGCGUGAACCAACCAUUGCUUGGUGGCCUGGCAAAAUUCCAGCUGGAAAAGUUAGUCAUCAGCUAGGUAGCGUUAUGGAUAUAUUUAGCACAGCUCUUGAUUUGGCUGGGAUUGCAGCACCCAGUGACCGUAUAUAUGAUGGCCGUUCACUUCUGCCAGCUCUUCUCCAUGAUGAUAUUGAUUCUAAUAAGACAAUAUUUUAUUACCGUGGUAACGAAAUGAUGGCAAUUAGGAAAGGUCUCUAUAAAGCUCAUUACUGGACGUGGACAAAUUCCAUUGAUGAAUUUAUGAAGGGCAUCAACUUUUGUAGGGGAGAGAAUGUCAGUGGAGUAAUGACACAUGCACAAACAAACCACACCAAACAACCUCUUCUGUUUCAUCUAGGCCGAGAUCCUGGUGAGAAGUACCCUCUUAAACCAGCCAGUAGUGAAUACAAAAGUGUGAUAGCUGAUAUUGAAAGUGUGGUAGCAGAGCACAAGACCAAUUUGAAACCUGGUGUUCCUCAAUUAAAUGUGUGUGAUAAUGGAGUGAUGAAUUGGGCCCCUCCUGGAUGUGAAAAAGUGAAUAGUUGUUUAAAAGGAGUUCCGUCUAAUCCACAGAAAUGCACAUGGCCACAUUAAUAUCUGGUUGUCAUAGCUCCACCAGGAUUGGAUAAAAUAUACACAGUACUGUAAUGUAUAAACAAAUUUAACUUAAGCUCAAAGCAUUAUGAUGUUUUAUAAGGCGUGGCGCUUUUGGAAUCAUAUCGGAUUCGCUUGUACUUAAUAAGAUAAACUCAAGUAUUAAAUAUUUGUAGGAUGAAUCAUCGCACUAUUGGAAUCGUCAUCCUCAAUUAAAAUUAUAAUGACAAGUACAUUUUAAUUAUACACAGUAUUAAUGCUAAAAUAAACUUAAGUAUUAUAAAUUGUAGUACAAAGUACUUUGCUAUUGGAAUUAUCCUGAAUUAUUACAUUUUGAUGGCAAGUAAAUUUUAAUUAUACAGAUAAUUAUAUGUAUAUGUAUAUACACAUACAUAUCCAUGUAUAUGUAUAUAAAUAAUAAUGUGGACAAAAAGUGUGCUAUUAACAGGAGAGACUCUACUUAAUAGGGUGUCCUAUACUGUAUACUGUGUAUCAGAUAAGCAACACCCAUGAAUAUUUUUGGUAAAUAAUAACUGAAUGACUGAACAUUAGUUUUUUAUGAAAUCUGCAUGAAAUAAUAUUAAAAGAUAUAUAUUGAAAUACUAUGAAGAAAUAAUAUUUAUAUAAUAUAUGAUCUGAUAUUCUUUUGUUUUAUUAAGUUGAUUACAUUUUUUAACCUUGUGAAGGGAUACUUUAUAAUUGUGAUGCCAGUAUUAUAUUUGUUAGCUUUGUAUUUCAGUUAUUAAAUAUAAUAAUAUGUUUAUGACUGAUCUAAAUUCAUUUUUAUAUUAAAUUCCAUUUUAUUAUAUCAAUUUGAUAAUGAUUGAUUAGCCUGCAUAAAGUUAUGUAGCAAUGGAUAUUACCGCAGUUUUUAAAACAUUUAGUUUGAAUUAUCCAGAUAAGGUUUUAUUAUAAGCAUAAAAUAUUACAACUACAGUUACCUAGGAACACACUGCAUUGGCUAACAGUUUGCACAGCUGGCGGAAUGAUUGACAAUACAAUGUUGAUUGCUGAUUGUCGCUGCAGUUUGAGUGCAUACCUUAAAUGCUCGAAUAAGCGCCGCUCUCAAAUAAACACUGCUCUCAAAUACGCGCCGCAUGCAAAUAAGCACCGCUGUGUUUAAUCAAGUGUAUAAUAUUACGCUGUGUGUAAUGAAACACUGAGAAACAGGGUUUUAAAUACAAUGGUACAAUAAAAUGAAUAAAUAACACAA
This is a messenger RNA of Anneissia japonica, 2805 nucleotides long. RefSeq names its product N-acetylgalactosamine-6-sulfatase-like. The record is from RefSeq and is a predicted model, not a curated record. NCBI's taxonomy places the organism in Eukaryota, Metazoa, Echinodermata, Crinoidea, Comatulida, Comatulidae. The coding region runs from base 48 to 1592 and encodes 514 amino acids. Gene Ontology annotation, molecular function: arylsulfatase activity. The transcript has 10 exons.